AUGGAAUACUUAAGGUUAAUGUUAUUACCUUUUAUUCUAACUACGGUUGCAUCACUAAAUGAAACAGACAUUCCCACUUAUGAUGAAAUGUCUGCUGAAGGUGACUUGCCUCUAGACAAUGAAUUGGUGUCACACGAUGACAUGCCUUCCUUACUAACAAGAAGAAUAAUGAGAGGCCACUUGGUCGGUGAUACUAGGCCCUAUAUGGUAUAUCUCAGACCACAUGCGGACGAGGCAAACCGCAUUUUAUUUGAAAGUCAUUGGACGUGCGGUGGCGUCAUUAUACAUCAACGUUAUAUUCUCACAUCAGCUGCUUGUAUUGAAGAUGCUGGUAAUUUCUACGUAAUUUCUGGUACUCAUAAAUUUGUGCCCCCACACAUCCAUGACAAUGAAUGCGUGAACAACGGAGCUAAGAAAGCCGUAUGGAAAUGUAUUCCAAAGUCGUAUUUCUUCGACGGCGAUGCCUUCGACAACAUUCGUUGGAUGGUGGGUGACAUUGCCAUUGUAAAAGUAGAAGACAACUUCAACUUUGAGAGAAGAAUUAAAGGCUGUGAUUUCGUUCCAAAGAAGAUUUCUUUUAACAAUAAAACGAGACGACUUGAGAGGAGUGGCAGUAUUGCUUCUAUUGCUGGCUGGGGCACUAGGAAUAGAUUUGUAGAAUUGGAUGCUGGAACAGGAGUUCAUGUAAAUGAAUCGAAAUCUGCAGAAAAUUCAGUGGAUCUACUCGAAGCUGACGUCAUAAUAAUAUCUAAGAAGGGCUGUAAAAAACACUGGGACGAGAGAUACCAUUUUAUUAUUCAAGAGGAAAUGGUUUGCUCCAAGGACAGCACAGAUUAUGAACCAGUAGGAGCUGAUUGUCAGGAACAUGGAGUCAACUGUAAAGAAGUGGGCCACUCCGAUGAAGAUUACUAUGAAGAUACCAUUAGAAGAAGGAUGACAGAUCGUAAAAAUUUAAUUGUACACACGGCCGGUCAUCGCAGUCCUACUAGAAGAAGUAGAUUGACUUCUGGAGGGUUUUGCGAGAACGACCACGGCGGGCCGCUAAUCAUCGGGCAAGGCAAGAGCUCCGUGGUGAUAGGAGUCAUGUCGGCUUGCCUGACGCGGGAAGUUAGCAACAGAUGCUAUGGUCCAUUCCUCUACACAAGCGUUUACAAAUACAAGGACCUUAUCUCUUGUGCCAUCGACAAAAGUCUACAAGAGGAAUGUAGAUUGUUACUAAAAUCUUCAAACACUCAGUUGAAGAAAGAAGUCUUCGAUUGGCGCGGACGUUAUACCAUUCAACGAGAAUCAGAUGAAAUGGAUAAAAAUCAUUGGGUACAACGGAAAAACAACCAAUUACCAACUGACGACAUAAAAACACAGUCACUAGGAAAUAAUGAAAGGAAUCAUACGAAAGGACAGCCAGAAUUGAACAGCGAAUUAAACAAUCAUCAACACCGAAGAGCAAACUACAAGAAUAAAGAAAGCACAGAAGAUCCCUUGUCAAUUAAGAAUGUCAUACUACGAAGUCGAUUUAAAACAGAAGACAUUGACAAAGCCGGAAACGAGGGAAGAACUGGUGGUCCGAUGAUAGGACACCAGACAUUGGAGAAAAUUAUUCUCGACAUAAGUACAGACAAUUGCAAAUGA
This is a messenger RNA of Arctia plantaginis, 1629 nucleotides long. The record is from the annotation of a GenBank genome assembly. Lineage: Eukaryota; Metazoa; Arthropoda; Insecta; Lepidoptera; Erebidae.